AGCCCGACGAGACUCCCGAUUUACACGAGUGGCGGCUCUCCCCGUGCAAAGCGGUCCCGCGCUGGAGGCGAGCUUGGAGACGGGUGAAGUCUUCCCCCGAGACGCAGAAACUAGAGUAAUGUCAACAACCUUCCUAACAACAAAAAGUUAACUCUUGGGCGAAGAGCUUGGAUAGCCUUUGGUCAGUUCUGCAGCUACCGGAAUAGUCCUAUGAAUUGAAACGUAUUUGGAGAUCCACAAGAUUCCUUUGUCCUGUAUGGAACUUCCUUACAGGACAGACAAAGGAUGCAGAUACAACCAUUAGCAAGUGGGGGAACUGGAAAAGGUCCCUCUGCUGUUGAGCCUGGCAGCUGUGGGAAGAUCUGGGCAAAAACUGAGCAGAGGUCCCUGGAGGAGAAAACCAUCAUCCGUUCAGAGAUUCAGCCCUGCAACUUCAGAAACAUCCAAUAUGAGGAGAUUGAUGGUCCCCGACGACUUUGCAGCCAACUCCACAACUUUUAUAGUCAAUGGCUGAGACCAGAAAAGCACACCAAAGCCCAGAUGUUGGACCUAGUAGUUCUGGAGCAGCUGCUGGCCCUUCUGCCCCCCCCAAUGGAAAACUGGUUGCGGGAAUGUGGAGCAGAGACCAGCUCCCAAGCGGUGGCCCUGGCAGAAGGCUUCCUCAUGAGUCAGGCAGAGGAGCAGAAGGAGCAAGUCGAAUUUCAGACCAGAGAUCCUAUGAGAAUCGGGAAUCCAUCAAAUUCUCCUCAGGAGCUGUUUUCCAGGAGGAUCUAUCAGGAAUCCACAAGUCAGGACAUCUCAGAUGGGAAGAAUGGAACGAAUCUGACUCCUUUCUAUGGUGGUGCUGAAAGAGUGGUUGAAAUUCCAACUCAAGUAAGAGAGCAGGGUCUUGUGUCCUUUGAGGAGGUGGCUGUGUAUUUCUCCGAGGAGGAAUGGUCUCGGCUGUAUGCUGGCCAAAAAGCACUGCAUCGGGAAGUCAUGCUGGAAAAUCAUAGGAACGUGGCCUCUUUGGGUAAUAAUGGAGAGGAAAAUGAAGAUUCCGGAAAACUAUUCCAAGUGAUCAGUUGUGGAUUCAAUACAAAGAACCCUACAAUUCUAAUGGAAGUAGAAAGCCAUGAGAGAAACCAGUCAAAUAAUUGGAAUCAGGAAAGUUCAUCUUCCAUUCAUGCACCAAUGAAAGCAUCUGUGGCUCAACAAGGAAAAACAAAGAACAAAUAUAUUGGAAAAUGUAUAAAACCAUUCAAAGACAAAUUUGAUGUAAAUGAACACAAUCAAACCCAAACCAAAGGAGAAGAUUAUAUAUCUAGAGAAAGUGGGAAAAAUUACAAAUGGACCUUGUCUCUUCCUAAUAAAAAUGGGUCCCAUACAUCUCAAGAAAGAACCCAGGCAGAAGAGAAGCCCUCUAAGUGCAUGGAGUGUGGAAAGAGCUUUAUUAAGAACCAUCAACUUAUCUACCAUAAAAAGAUCCACAAAGCAGAGAAAACAUAUAAAUGCAAGGAGUGUGGGAAAAGCUUUACUAGUAACAGUCAUCUUACAUGUCAUCAAAUAAUCCAUACAGGGAAAAAGCCUUAUAAGUGCAUGGAGUGUGGAAACAGCUUUACGAACAAUAGAGAAUUUACUUCACAUAAAAGGAUUCACGCAAGAGAGAAGCCCUACAAAUGCACAGAGUGUGGAAAGUGCUUGAGCUCACUCAGAAAUCUUUCUGUACAUGAAACGAUCCACACAGGGGAAAGGCCUUAUAAAUGCAUGGUGUGUGGAAAGACCUUUAUUCAUACAACUCAUCUUAAUUCACAUAAAAGGACCCACACGGGAGAGAAGCCCUAUAAAUGCAUUCAGUGUGGAAAGAGCUUUACUCAGAGCAGCAAUCUUACUUCCCAUGAAAGGAUCCACAGAGGAGAGAAGCCCUAUAAAUGCAUGGAGUGUGGAAAGAGCUUCACCCGUAGUACUUAUCUUACUUUGCAUUAUCGGAUCCAUACAGGUGAAAAGCCAUAUAAAUGUAUGGAGUGUGGAAAGAGCUUUACUCAUAGGAACAGUCUUGCUUGUCAUAAAAGGAUCCACACAAGGGAGAAGAUCUAUAAAUGCCUAAAGUGUGGAAAGAGGUUCUGUAAGAGCACUGACCUUAUUUUCCAUAAAAGGAUCCACGCAGGGGAAAAGCCAUAUACGUGCCUGGAGUGUGGAAAGAGCUUUAUUAAGAACUCUCAACUUAUUUACCAUAAUAGGACACAUACAGGGGAGAAGCCUUAUAAAUGUAUGGAAUGUGGAAAGAGUUUUUCUACAAACAGUAUUCUUAACUCCCAUAAAAGGACCCACACAGGGGAGAAGCCCUAUAAAUGCAUGGAAUGUGGAAAAAGUUUUUCUACAAAAAGUCAUCUUAACAUCCAUAAAAGGACCCACACAGGGGAGAAGCCCUUUAAAUGCAUGGAAUGUGGAAAGAGUUUUUCUACGAAUAGUUAUCUUAACAUUCAUAAAAUGACCCAUACAGGGGAGAAGCCACAUAAAUGCAGGAAGUGUGGAAAGAGCUUCACCCGUAGUACUUAUCUUACUUUGCAUUAUCGAAUCCAUACAGGAGACAUGCCCUAUAAAUGCCUAAAGUGUGAAAAGAGCUUCACCUGUAGUACUUCUCUUACUUUGCAUUAUCGGAUCCAUACAGGUGAGAAGCCCUAUAAAUGUCUGGAGUGUGGAAAGAGGUUUCCUAAGAGCACUGACCUUGUUUUCCAUAAAAGGAUCCAUGCAGGGGAAAAGCCAUAUACAUGCUUGGAGUGUGGAAAGAGCUUUGUUAAGAACUCUCAACUUAUUUACCAUAGUAGGACACAUACCGGGGAGAAGCCAUAUAAAUGCAUAGAGUGUGGAAAAUGCUUUUCUUUCUCUGGUAGUCUUACUCGCCAUAAAAAGACUCACACAGGGGAGAAGCCUUAUAAAUGCAUUGAAUGUGGAAAGUGUUUUUCUAGGAAGAAUUAUGUUAACACCCAUAAAAGGAUCCACACAGGGGAGAAGCCGUAUAAAUGUAUGGUGUGUGGAAAAGGUUUUAUUACGAAUAGUUAUCUUAACUUUCAUAAAAGGACCGCACAGUGUAAAAGCUCUAUAAAUCUGUGAAAUAUGGAAACAUCUUCAAGAGGACCAAUGGGCAAAUGUUCCAUAUAUAGAUACAUUUGGGUGAGAAACUGUUUAAUUGCAAGGUUUAGUUGUUGAAAUAUAUGCAUUUCCUAAUUACAUCUACUGAACAUUUUGACUCACCUUCACAAUUGGACGCCCCAGAGAUUAAUUUACUAAUGGAAACCAAAUGCUAUGCAUGUGGUGUUUUAAUGAUGAACAGUGGAUUAUUUUAGCUACUGUCAUUUGAAGGCUAUCAAUGCCAUUUCAUUUAAAAAAAAGAGAACAUCUUUUUUCUUCAUGUUUAUCCCAUUUCCAAUUGGAUCAUAAUAAAGAAAGCCCAAAUCCCCAAUGAAACUUUAUAAAAGUUUAAUUUUUGAGACCAAGCAUCGGGCUGAGCUAGCAAAAUGUCAUUCCAGGCAUACUAUGGGAAAGGCAUAAAUCACGAAAGAUGUCAGAUGCCUAUCUUUGCUUUCUUUGAAGCUCCCUAGCAACUGCCAUAACUAGGAAGAAGGGGACACUUGGCAGGGGAAGAGCAUUGGAAGCGGAUUGUUGUGAGAAUUUGGGGAGUAUGGAUAUCAACAGGAGCCAGUGGUGCCAAAAUGAGCCAUCUUCCUGCCCUCAAGGACACCAGCCCUGGGAAAGGAAUUAUAUCUGCUGGUGAGGCAUCAGGUUGCUAAAAGAUUGAACCAGGAUUGGAUUGGACUGAUCUAGCCAAGGGAAGGGGUUUGGACAUAGGAGAUUGCUUUCAAUAUAUAGUUUUUGCGCAGUUUUCUUCAGAGCUUGCCUUGCUUAUGCUGCACUCGGUAUCUCUAGUAAAAGUACCUUUUUUUUAACAUCCAUGGAAUCAA
Molecule: messenger RNA, 3941 nt
Organism: Crotalus tigris (Tiger rattlesnake)
Lineage: Eukaryota; Metazoa; Chordata; Lepidosauria; Squamata; Viperidae
Product: zinc finger protein 883-like
Exons: 6
Coding region: 286-3093 (935 amino acids)
Biological process (GO): negative regulation of transcription by RNA polymerase II; central nervous system development; regulation of immune system process
Cellular component (GO): nucleus
Molecular function (GO): RNA polymerase II cis-regulatory region sequence-specific DNA binding; DNA-binding transcription factor activity, RNA polymerase II-specific
Source: RefSeq, a predicted model, not a curated record